This is a messenger RNA of Lactuca virosa, 708 nucleotides long. The record is from the annotation of a GenBank genome assembly. Lineage: Eukaryota; Viridiplantae; Streptophyta; Magnoliopsida; Asterales; Asteraceae.
CUCCAAGAAAAACACAUCCCCUGCUCCCUAUAAAUAAUAACCUUCCCACUUCAAUUCUUCUUCACAAUCCACAUUCCAUCGCAUUCUAUCUGUUCUUUCUCACUCACAUAUCAUCAGAUUUCCAUUUUUUUUUCAGUGAGUGAGAGAGAUAAAAUGGCAGGAGGACGUCCGUACACUGCUCUGCUUUUGGUCCUAUCGUUGAUUCUCUUGAUCGCAUUCGCCGAUUUUGCUGAGGGAUACAAGAAGCUUCGUCCUAGAGAUUGUAAACCCAAAUGUACAUAUCGAUGCUCUGCAACAUCACACAAGAAGCCAUGCAUGUUCUUCUGUCAAAAGUGUUGUGCGAAAUGCUUGUGUGUACCAAAAGGUGUUUAUGGCAACAAACAGGCAUGUGCUUGCUACAACAACUGGAAGACUAAGGAAGGCAAACCCAAGUGUCCUUGAUUUUUAUGUUUCAAAGAUCGGAGGGGUUUCAUUGACAAUUUUAUAAGUCAAAGGGUCUAACUGUUUCUUUCACCAGUUUAUGUUUGUUUUGUUGAUUCGAAUAAGGGAAGUGUACGGAUAAGCGAGGGGUAUUUUAGUCAAAGUGUUGUCCGUGGGGUCUUGCCUCUUUUAUGCUAAGCUAAACUAGGAUAUCAUGUCAACUUAUCAAGUUGUAAUUGUGUUUUUGUCUUUAUGUAUUUAGAGCAUUUAUGAUGAUGUAUCGUGAAG